Messenger RNA from Neoarthrinium moseri, 516 nucleotides. RefSeq lists its product as uncharacterized. NCBI's taxonomy places the organism in Eukaryota, Fungi, Ascomycota, Sordariomycetes, Amphisphaeriales, Apiosporaceae. The transcript has 4 exons. The record is from RefSeq and is a predicted model, not a curated record. The coding region runs from base 1 to 516 and encodes 171 amino acids.
AUGACGUCUCCUUCUCCCAUCGCGUCGUACAUGGCUGGGGCCGCUGCGAUCACCAUCGGCUUGAACGCCAUUGCGAACCCUAGCGGCGAAUGUGAACGCUUUGGCUUACCUCUCGAGCAGCGGAAGCUGUUGACAACAGUGUCUGAUGGAAGCACGACGCCUGUCCGAGACAUAGCGUUCUCGCCUCCCAUGUAUCUGAAGGGCACACGGGAACUUACCUACGGGUUGGGACGCAUUUCUCUCCAGUACCAACGCAACGAGGAUGCAGUCACCACCUUCUUACUGCUCCUCUCCCUGGCAGGGCUUGGAGAUGGGAUCGUCGUGUCUCGCCAAGGCAGGGAGCUGCGUGGCAAACCUGGAGACAUUCUUUGCGCUUUUGACGUCACUGAAGUUCAGGUCAUACGAGCUUUACGAAAAUCGCAAGGCUUCCUGCCCCAGUUGCGCACCGAAAACGCCAAUAACAUCACUUUGCCUCCGUCCGUCUUUAAGCCAGGGAUUCAACCUUCGCCCUCGUAG